UCUGUACCUGUUCAAGCUGGGUCUCGCCCCUCAGAUUACUGACCUUUAUGGCAAGGUCGCUUUCACAGAGGAGGAGAUUAAUAACAUGAAGAGUGAGCUGGAGAAGUACAACAUUCAGAUGCCAGCAUUCAGCAAGAUUGGUGGGAUCCUGGCCAAUGAGCUUUCUGUAGAUGAAGCAGCUUUGCAUGCUGCAGUGAUCGCCAUCAACGAAGCCAUAGACCACGGAGACCCCCAGGGCACUCUAGCAGCCAUGAGAAACCCCAAUGCUAUGCUGCUUCAUCUGGACGAGAGCUCCGCCCAAAACUACCAGGACACGCUGUUCCAGGCCAAAGCUGAGAAAGUGGCAAACUCUAGAAAAAGGAUCGGGGAGAACGCAGAUGCAGAGAGGGAUGUCUAUGAGGAACUGCUCACUCAGGCUGAAAUUCAGGGAAAUGUCAACAAAGUCAAUGUGACCAGUGCCCUGAGUUCCAUGGAACAGGCUCUGCUCAGUGGCGAUGAGGACAGACUGUUUGAGGCUCUCUUAUCCCCAGCUCUGGGUCUGCAGUCCUUGAAGUCCAAAAACAAGGGCUGGUAUCUUAAACAGCUGCUGGCAGAUCGUGAGGCUAAGGAGCAGAACACUCCAGGAGAGGCGCUGACCAGAGAAGAGCUGCAGGCUGGGGUAGAUGUGGCCAAUGGGAUUGCAGACAGUUAUCUGAAAAUGCUGCAGGCUGUUGACAGGAUAAAUGCAGCCAUUAGGAAGGGCGUGGCUGAGGACACGGUGAAUGAGUUGAUGAACCCGGAGGCUCAGUUACCCCCAGUCUACCCCAGUGCUGCAGAUCUUUACCAGAGAGAGCUCUUCAGCCUGCAGCAGCAAAGCCCCGAGGGCUCUCUUACACACCCAGAGCUGCUGGUUGCGGUGGAGAUGCUGUCAUCGGUGGUCCUGAUAAAUGAGGCUCUGGAUGUGGGCGACCGAGCGGCUGUUUGGAAGCAGCUCAGCAGCUCCGUCACCGGCCUCAGCAACGUAGAGGACGAAUAUGCUCAGAGGUAUAUGGACGAGCUCAUGCACCUCAAGGCUGCGGCGAGAGAGGAGGGCAGUGCGUACCUCACCUGGAACGACAUACAGGCCUGUGUGGACCAGGUGAACGGUGCUGUCCAGGAGGAGCAUGAGAGAAUCGCCGCUAUCGGUCUGAUUAACGAGGCUCUGGAUGAAGGCGACCCAAAGAAGACCCUGGAAGCUCUGCAGCACCCCGCAGCCAAGCUCACAGACGUGGAUCCGUCCAUAUCUCAGCAUUACUUCAACAAACUGCUGGAGGCUCGGAGGGAAAAGGCUCAUGAAACCCGGGACCCCUCAGCUGUGCUGUGGCUGGAUGAGAUUCAGGAGGCCAUUCUGAGAGCCAAUAAGGACACAGAGGAGGCCCUGCAGUUCUCUCAGGCGAUCCAGGCUAUAAACGAGGCUGUGGACAGUGGAGAAGCUACCCAGACACUUUCUGCCCUGCGAGCUCCUGGUGCCAACCUGUACGGGGUGACCCCAGAGUGCGCCCAGACCUACCAGCAGGACCUGGCCAAGAUCAAAGAGGAGAAACAGGCAGAGGGUGAUAAUGGCAGCGAGUGGAUGAAGCACUGGGUGAAGGGCGGCCAUAACUAUUACUACAACCUGAAGACCAGUGAAGGAACCUGGGACCAGCCUGCAGACUUUGUGCAGAACAACAAACAGCUGAACAAGGAUGAAAUCCAGUCUGUUGUGUCAGGAGUGACUGCAGCCUACAACCGCGAGCAGCUAUGGCUGGCCAAUGAGAGCCUCAUUGCUAAGCUGCAGGCACGUUGCCGUGGUUUCCUGGUGAGGAGAAGUUUAAAAGAGCGUCUCAGAUUCUUGGAAACACAGGAUCCAGCCAUCAAAUGCAUUCAGGCCCACUGGAGGGGUUACAAAGAGAAGAAGGCCUUUAAUGAGAGGAAACAGUUCCUGAAGGAUCACACUGAAGAUGCUGUGAAGAUCCAGUCAAUGGUUCGAAUGCAUCAGGCUCGCAAAAAGUACAGAGACCGGCUGAAGUAUUUCAAGGACCAUAUCGACGAUGUGGUGAAAAUUCAAGCUUUCAUCAGAGCCAACAAAGCAAGGGAUGACUACAAGACACUCAUCAAUGCAGAUGACCCACCGAUGGCUGUAGUUCGUAAGUUUGUGCAUCUGCUGGACCACAGUGACCAGGACUUCCAGGAGGAGCUAGAACUGAUGCGUCUGAGAGAGGAAGUGAUCACAAACAUCCGCUCCAACCAGCAGCUGGAGAACGACCUUAACCUGAUGGACAUCAAGAUCGGUCUGCUAGUGAAGAACAAGAUCACCCUGCAGGAAGUGGUGUCCCACAGCAAGAAGCUGACCAAGAAGAACAAGGGCGAGCUGUCCAACCUCAUGAUGAUGAACAAGCAGAAGGGAGGACUGAAGGCUCUCAGCAAGGAAAAGAGAGAGAAGCUGGAGGCCUACCAGUACCUCUUCUACCUGCUGCAGACUAAUCCCACCUACCUGGCCAAGCUGAUCUUCCAGAUGCCCCAGAACAAAUCCACCAAGUUCAUGGACUCUGUGAUUUUCACCUUAUACAACUACGCCUCCAACCAGCGGGAGGAGUAUCUGCUGCUCAAACUCUUCAAAACCGCUCUGCAGGAGGAAAUAAAAUCAAAAGUGGACCAGAUCCAGGAGAUCGUAACUGGAAACCCCACAGUAAUAAAGAUGGUGGUGAGCUUCAACAGAGGAGCUCGGGGUCAGAACGCCCUGCGGCAGAUUCUCUCUCCGGUCGUUAAGGAAAUCAUGGACGACAAGACGCUGAACAUCAAAACUGACCCAGUGGACAUUUAUAAGAGCUGGGUUAAUCAGAUGGAGUCUCAAACAGGAGAAGCCAGCAAACUGCCUUAUGACGUCACACCAGAGCAAGCGAUGAGCCACGAGGAGGUUCGCAACCGGCUAGAGGCAUCUAUCAAGAACAUGCGCACCGUUACCGACAAGUUCCUGUCGGCCAUCGUUGUUUCUGUUGACAAAAUCCCGUACGGGAUGCGUUUCAUAGCCAAAGUGCUGAAGGACACACUUCAUGAGAAGUUUCCUGAUGCCACGGAGGAUGAGCUUUUGAAGAUUGUUGGAAAUCUGUUGUAUUAUCGCUAUAUGAACCCAGCCAUUGUGGCCCCUGAUGCAUUUGACAUUAUCGACAUGUCUGCUGGAGGUCAGCUGACCACUGACCAGCGUCGGAACCUGGGCUCCAUUGCCAAAAUGCUGCAGCACGCUGCCUCAAACAAGAUGUUUCUCGGAGAUAAUGCCCAUCUAAACCCCAUCAAUGAGUACCUCACAAACUCCUACCAGAAAUUCAGGCGCUUCUUUUUGGCAGCAUGUGAUGUCCCGACGCUGGAGGAGAAAUUUAAUGUGGAUCAGUAUUCAGACCUGGUUACUGUGUCCAAGCCGGUUAUUUAUAUUUCCAUCGGUGAAAUCAUCAAUACUCACACGCUCUUGCUGGAUCACCAGGAUGCCAUCGCUCCAGAGCACAAUGACCCCAUUCACGAGCUGCUGGAGGAUUUGGGAGAGGUGCCUACCAUCGAAAGUCUAAUAGGUGAGAAUCCACUGCCGCCUGAUGACCCUAACAAGGAGAUGAUGGGCAAGACGGAGGUGUCUCUCACCCUGACCAACAAGUUUGAUGUUCCCGGUGAAGCCAAUGCUGAAAUGGAUGCCAAGACUCUUCUACUGAACACCAAGAGGCUCAUUGUGGAUGUGAUCAGGUUCCAACCCGGAGAAACGCUCUCGGAAAUCCUGGAAACUGCUGCAACUCCAGAACAGGAAGUAGAGUACCAGCGGGCCAUGCAGCGGCGAGCUAUUCGUGACGCUAAAACUCCAGAAAAGAUGAAGCAGACAAAACCAGUGGUGGAUGACAGCCUCACCCUGCAGGGCAAGAAGGACAAGAUCAAGAGCAACCUUCAGAGACUGGCAGAGCUGGGCAAAGUUCAUCCAGAGAACAGAUACCAGGAUCUGAUUAACGACAUCGCUAAAGAUAUCCGGAAUCAGAGAAGGUAUCGUCAGAGAAGGAAGGCUGAGCUGGUAAAGCUUCAGCAGACCAACUCUGCUCUCAACACGAAGACCAGUUUCUACAAUGUGCAGAUCGACUACUAUAACCAGUAUAUCAAGACCUGCAUGGAUAAUCUGGCCAGCAAGGGCAAGGUGUCUAAAAAGCCUGGAGAUAACAAGGCCAAGAAGAGUAAGCAGGCCUCACAGAAGUAUACAGCAGCUCGGCUGCAUGAGAAGGGAGUGCUGAUCGAGAUCGAGGACCUUCAGACAAAUCAAUUUAAGAAUGUGCAUUUUGAGAUCUCCCCGUCUGAGGUUGUGGGAGUGUUUGAAAUAAAAGCCAAGUUUAUGGGAGUGCAUUUGGAGACGCUAAUGUUAGAAUACCAGGACCUUCUGCAGUUGCAGUAUGAGGGUGUGGCAGUCAUGAAACUGUUUGACCGAGCCACUGUCAACGUCAACCUGCUCAUUUUCCUGCUUAAUAAGAAAUUUUACGGCAAAUAGAAGAAACUUUAUAGAUUGCACAUCUCCAGUGCUGCCAUUUAUCUUUUUAAUCACUUGGAAUGUGCCUGUAUAUCAGUCGUGCCUUAUCCUGAAUCAUGCUUUUCUAACUGUAUGUCCAUAAAUGCAGUUCUGCAGUUGCUGGAAUUUUCAUUUGUUAGAAAUCGGUCAGCAUUUAAACAUAUCUGUAUUAGUUAGCUUUACUCUGCUUGCCUGCGCUUUCAACAUCAUGUUUAUGUAAAGAAAUCAGAAGAAUGUUUAUUUGAUGUUUUGUUUUUCUUUUGGUUCAUUAAAUCAUUAAAUUAAAUUGUAUUAUCAUUAAAUAAAUCUUUAAAUUGUAUUGCUUGGGAGAAUGGACCAUGUCUCUCGGUUCCCCCGUCCUAUAGGACGUUUUCAGCUGGAGAACUUCACCUCUAUACUUUCAUACAGUCGAAAUUAUAUUUAUUAGGCGGAUCUUUGCAACCGACCUUACUUAAAGUUUUGUGACCCAAGCGUGGGUUGUAUUCUCUUGUCAAAUUGUAAUUUAUUGGGGAAAAAGUAGUUAUUUUCCUCCCAGCUUCAGACGCUGUAUGCUGGAUGAAUAGUACCUUCAUUUCCUUCUAGUGUCUUAGCUUUUCUGUUUUCAAAUUUUGUUUUAUAUUAACUUAAAUAAAAGUCAAAUAAAUAAUCAUAUCAUCUUAAGAAGACUCUUAUGUUCCUGCUUUAUGACUUAGUGUUUACUGCACUGGAAGGGUAGUGUUGCUAUAGCUGUUUGUAACUUGUGUUGUUCACAGGAUUGUAGAUUUCUAGUCUCUGUAGUAAAUAGUUGAAUCUGAUUAUACUGAACUUUUUUGUCACUGAACAUAUUUUUCUGUAUGCAUGCAUUUACUGUACGUUGUCACUUUGACAGAACUCGAACAUGGAAUAAUUUACUUCAAUAUUAGCCCACUCAAAUUUGUAAUGUUUUAAUUUUGUACCUUCCAUUAUGCUGCCUUUUUUUCAGAUAUCUGGUGUUAAAGGAACCAGGACCAACAAAAUGAUAAACAAAACAAAAAGUAUCAUUUAACAUUAACAAAUAAAGAGAAAUACAUUAUUUACA
Molecule: messenger RNA, 5582 nt
Organism: Astyanax mexicanus (Mexican tetra)
Lineage: Eukaryota; Metazoa; Chordata; Actinopteri; Characiformes; Acestrorhamphidae
Gene: iqgap1
Product: IQ motif containing GTPase activating protein 1
Biological process (GO): regulation of actin cytoskeleton organization; regulation of GTPase activity
Cellular component (GO): cytoplasm; nucleus
Molecular function (GO): actin filament binding; calmodulin binding; GTPase activator activity
Source: RefSeq, a predicted model, not a curated record